AUGGUGUGGUACGAGGAGCGCACGCCUUCGAACUGGACGCUGCCGAGCCCGGCCAAGCGGUGCGACUACGUGGUGACCGAGGCAAAGUACCAGCUGCAGUCGCAGAGCCUCAACACCUUCUACCGCGGCGUGGCGUACCUCUUCUGGCACGACUUUCUGCACGGCAGCUGGGGCAACUACGACGUGCUCUCGCUGCUUCCAAGGUAUCGCCGCCACACGCUGCAGACGCUGCACAUCUCGCGCACCUCCUUCUGGACGUGGGUCUCUGGCGACCAGCACCUGUCCAACUUUGGCGCGUGGAGGAACCGGCACGACGACAUCGUGUACGGCGUCAACGACUUUGACGAGGCCGUGGUGUACGACUUCCACAUCGACGUGUGGCGGAUCGCGGUGUCGAUCAUCGAUCACGCAGAGUCGAAUGGGCUGUCGUCGGACGAGGGCGUCGAGGCGAUCCGCGCCUUUUGCCACACGUACGUCGCCACGAUGCGGGACUACGUCGGCAACGAGCGCGACAAGCAGCACGAGGUGCGGUAUGGCAACACCGACGGCAAGCUGGGCGAGUUCUUGGACAACGUCGGCGGGGCGGAGAAGGAGCACCAGAUGCUCAAGAAGUUUACAGAGGUGGUGGGCCACAGGCGGCGCUUCAAGAAGACUAAGAAGACGAGGCUGCUGCCGGCCAACGACGCAGUCUGGAAGCAGUUUAACGCCUCCUUCACGGUCGACGGGUACGGCGCGACGCUGCUCAAGGUUGGCUGGAAGGUGCGGGAGUGGGACGAGGGGACGUUCCACAUCCUCGACCUAGCGCAGCGCACGGGCUCGGGCGACGGGUCGUACGGCCUGCCUCGCUUCUACGUCCUGAUCGCCGGGCCGCAGGGCGGGCACGGGGAGGACUGCGCGGUCAUCCUCGACGUCAAGAUGAGCGUCCCUCCGGCCGCCUUCGAGUCGCUCGAGCCGCAGGACCGGUCGUGGUACAAUGCCCUCUACAGCAACGAGGCGGCGCGCGCGGUGGAGGCGCAGCGGCGCUUCACAUCGUACACCGACCCGUGGCUGGGCUGGGUCCAGAUCGGCGACAACUUCUACGUCGUGCGCGAGCGGUCGCCGUGGAAGGCCUCCUUCCCGCUCGACUCGCUGCAGAGCCUCGGCGACUUCAUCGCCUUUGCGCAGCAAGCGGCCGUGGCGACGGCGACGGCGCACUCGCGCGCGUCGUAUGGGAAGACGCCGGCGCAGAUCAAGGAGGUGGUCUCCACGGCGCUCGGCGCGUACGUCGCCACCGUCGCGUGGGCGCGCCGCGUGGCCGAGAUUGCAAUCUCGUACCACGGCCAGGUGGCCAAGGAGUACCCUCCUCCCUCCGAGACGACGGUGGAGUGCUGGGACGACGAUGACGGCGCGGAGAGCGAUGGGCCUGGCUGCGACCCGCUCGAUGACGACGCGAGGCGGCGAGCGUGGUGGAACGGGCUGUAG
Molecule: messenger RNA, 1461 nt
Organism: Emiliania huxleyi CCMP1516
Lineage: Eukaryota; Haptophyta; Isochrysidales; Noelaerhabdaceae
Exons: 5
Coding region: 1-1461 (486 amino acids)
Source: RefSeq, a predicted model, not a curated record